AUGCCUUCUUUUCCCUGGACUGACCCGAUUACAGACGAAUCCAUCCUUAACUUUGAUCAAAAUCCGCAUACAGACAGGAUCUAUAUGAAGUCGAAACUGCGUUCUACUAGGUCUGCCUACUCUCGGCACUCGUGUUCAACUCCGCCUAAUUUAGAUGAUCCAGAAUCUCAAAAAAUUGAUGUCAAUACACCCAUCGUGUUUCGUAGACGUCACACAGAAUGUAGUGAUGAUCGGUCAAGAAAUGCUAUUAUUGAUAGCGAUUUCUUUGUGGCUAAUUUGAAGCCAACGAAUGGACACCAUUUUUGCCCUAUUCCUCUAGAAUCAGAAACCUUUUGUGAUCUAUGCAGCCGACCAAUAUUUGGACUGGGAUGGGGCCCUGUUUGCCUAAGAUGUGCAGGGUGUCACUUUACCUGUCAUUGGUUGUGCAAGGAUAGAGUUGCAAGUCGUUGCGAUGGCUCAUUAAAUAAGUCCACCUCCGACUAUCCCUCUUUUGCUGAUUUGCAUAAUCUAACUAGCUUCGGCUCCACCGAUAUUCCUCAAACUGAUGUCUUUAACCAGUCUCCGAGAGGUCUUGCGAAGAGUUCCUCAUCUGACAAUAUUUAUGAUGCUGCCAUCACUCCAGUUUUAGCCGAUCCUAGAUCUGGUUCCAACGGCUGCAAAGACGGACAACUUUCAAAAGCUAAACUAGCUAGAUGCUAUGUUUCCAGCAGCCAUGGUGCUCAAACUCGGCCAUCUGUAAUUUCCUAUCUGACCAAUUUUGACCAGUCUCCUGCUCGUCAAAGCCGUGGAAGAUCUUGUCUUCAUACUACUCAUGCCAAUGGAGCUUUCCAGUAUUCUUGUUCGUCUUCAAUUGAGUCCAAAGAUAGUUCCAAAACAGACGAGAUGAUACCCUUGGCCUGUCGGCGAAUUGAGCAGACACAUCAGUGCAGACGUAUGUCACCAGAACCUCCAGAAACUUUUGAUUGGAUAAACCUAUCAUCAGGAUUAUCGAUCACGGAUGAUAACACUUUUUCACGGAAGCUGACUUCUUUUUCCCCUCAUUUGGAAUCUUUAGUUCAAAUGAGGCCUGAUUCUCAGUUCAGCCUCUUCUCAGGCAAGCUAACUGUGGUUUUCUAUAAAGUUUUUAUUUGUUUUUUUACUUGUAAUUUGGUAUUAACAUUCAAUUAUUAUUCCGCAUGCAAAUUCAUUUAA
Messenger RNA from Protopolystoma xenopodis, 1191 nucleotides. NCBI's taxonomy places the organism in Eukaryota, Metazoa, Platyhelminthes, Monogenea, Polystomatidea, Polystomatidae. The record is from the annotation of a GenBank genome assembly.